AUGAACAACCAUGGUCAGCGAGCUCUCGGCGUCGCCUGGAAGCGCUUAAAAACGGUCAACAUGCCCUCCAUGUCCUGGGUCUCCCCCACCCCUGAGGACCUCGGGGGCACUUCUGUCUCCACAGACAACGCCACUGACGUCCUGAUCAUCUUGAGCGCCAGUGACGUUCUGCCUGAGGACUUCACUGUCGCCGUAAAGGUGCUGUUUAUCGUGCUGUACGCCGUGAUCAUUGUAUUAGCUCUGCUCGGGAACACGGCGCUCGUCUUUGUCGUCCUCACCAACCCUGCCAUGAGAAACGUCACCCACACCUUCCUGGUGUCUCUGGCCGCAAGUGACAUACUGAUAGCCGUCUGGAACAUGCCUUUUCAGCUCUCCUUCUACGUCCACAACGAGUGGCUCCUCGGAGAAUUCAUGUGUAAAUUCACCAGCUACUUGCAGGGCGUCAACAUCGUGUCCAGCACAUUCGCCCUUACGGGAAUAGCUUUUGAGAGGUUCUACGCGAUCUGUCACCCAAUCAAAGCCCGCUACCUGCGCACCAUGAGAAGGACGGUGAGUCUCGUGCUGGUGUUCUGGGUCCUCAGCUUCUCUCUCCUCAUUCCGCAAAUCUUCCUCCAGAAACUCUUGCCCAAAGUCAAGGUUGACCAGUCCCGCUACCCGCUCUUCAGCAUUGCCUUCGUAUGUGUCGAGGUGUUCGAGCAGAAGACGGCCAUGAUGGCUUACACCUUCUUCUUCUACUUUGUCCUGUACCUGCUACCGAUGACCGUCAUGUUCGGCACGUACGGUAAGAUCGCGCACAGGCUCUGGGUCCAACAACCAAUCGGCGACGCGCUGUCUAAUCCCCAACACCACAUACGACACACGAGACAAAAGAAAAAAAUCAUAAAAACACUGAUUACGGUCGUGGUACUCUUCGCAGUUUGCUGGUUUCCGUUCUUCACCAUGCAGAUUUUUCUGCUGUUCCGUGAGGUGACGUACGAAUUUCGUGUGGCCAGCGCCGUAUUUAAGCUCGUUGGCUACAUGAACUCCUGUCUGAACCCUCUGCUCUAUGCCUUCAUGAACGACGCUUUCCGACGCUACCUCUGUGUUUCCGUAUUCCAUAAAUGUAGACGGGAGAAUAAAGACCAGGGUAAUGUCAGCGUAACCAUUGAAACCGGUGUGUGA
Messenger RNA from Liolophura sinensis, 1161 nucleotides. RefSeq names its product QRFP-like peptide receptor. Gene Ontology annotation, biological process: G protein-coupled receptor signaling pathway. NCBI's taxonomy places the organism in Eukaryota, Metazoa, Mollusca, Polyplacophora, Chitonida, Chitonidae. The coding region runs from base 1 to 1161 and encodes 386 amino acids. The transcript is spliced from 2 exons. Gene Ontology annotation, molecular function: neuropeptide Y receptor activity. The record is from RefSeq and is a predicted model, not a curated record. Gene Ontology annotation, cellular component: plasma membrane.